AUGAAGAGGCAGUCCAAGCUGUCAGGUGCAGCAAACAAGAAAAGAAAAAAUGAGGAAGAGGAAAAACGAGCCCAAAUUAGAGAUUGCACUCCAGAUUUAAGUCACAAGGAGCAAUUAUCUGUGAUAAUUCGAACAGUUACAGCUGAAGGCACUGCACAAAUUAAGGAAUAUUUUAUCGGGUUCCUUGAGGCCGAGGAGACAACAGGAGAAGACCCCUCAAGACUCAUACUAAAAAAACUUGAAGAGCUUAAUAUCCCCUUUGAAGACUGCAGAGGACAGUCAUAUGACAAUGGGGCAAAUAUGAGAGGAAAAAAACAAGGGAGUCCAGACAUACGGUGGGAGAAUCGAAUCAACAGUGUUGAGGUUGUAAGAUUCCAGGCUGCAAAAGUGAGAGAUGCUCUUUUAGAGGUGAGAGCAAGCACUGCAGAUCCAGCUAUUAAAAUUGAAGCACAAGCCUUAGCAGAAGAGGUGGGAUCAUACUGGUUCUCUAUUUGUACGGUGGUGUGGUAUGAUAUCCUUAGAAAAGUUGAAACUGUGAAUAAACUUCUGCAAUCACAAUGCAUGCAUCUGGAUGUAGCUGUUGACAUUCUCAAGAAGGCUGAAACCUCCCUUGUUAGCUACAGAGACACUGGGUUUGCUGAUGCCCAGACAUCUGCCAAAGAGAUAUGUGAGGAGAUGAAUGUGGAAGCUGCUCUAAAGCAGAAACUACUAAAAGGCAGUUUUCCUAUGAGGCCCCUGAUGAACCUAUUACCGAUGCCUUGA
Macrobrachium nipponense is the source of this 762-nucleotide messenger RNA. RefSeq lists its product as uncharacterized. The record is from RefSeq and is a predicted model, not a curated record. The coding region runs from base 1 to 762 and encodes 253 amino acids. NCBI's taxonomy places the organism in Eukaryota, Metazoa, Arthropoda, Malacostraca, Decapoda, Palaemonidae. The transcript has 3 exons.